This is a messenger RNA of Chaetomium strumarium, 1033 nucleotides long. Its product is annotated as Alpha/Beta hydrolase protein. Bases 162 to 986 code for a protein of 274 amino acids. Lineage: Eukaryota; Fungi; Ascomycota; Sordariomycetes; Sordariales; Chaetomiaceae. The record is from RefSeq and is a predicted model, not a curated record. Gene Ontology annotation, biological process: glycerolipid catabolic process. Gene Ontology annotation, molecular function: triacylglycerol lipase activity. The transcript has a single exon.
GUCUCGUGGUCAUGCUCCGGUCGAAGGACUCUGGGAAACAGCGCUAACUUGUACUUUAGUAGAUCAUUCUGAUCUUGCGAAAUGUAACCUUCCUCACCCCUCACUACUAUCAUUUACCCUCUCACCACUUAUCACUACAACCAAGGACCAUUUAAUUCACCAUGGAGUUCAACCCUACUCGAGCCAUUGUGCAUAACGAAGGUUGCGACCUGCAUUAUUGGUACCAGGGCAAGGGGCCGCUCAUCACCUUCGUCCCGGGCGGCAACGGUCAUGGGCGGCAGUUCAACAACAUGAUUGCCGCCCUGUCCGACAGGUAUACCUGCGCCACCUUUGACCGUCGCCAGAUGUCGGCAAGCAAGGUCGAGGUCAACAAGAGGCUCAGCAUUCCGCAGCAAGCCCGGGACAUCCGCGCCGUCAUCAAGGCCGUGGGCUUCGUAAAGUCCAUCGUCUUCGGAAGCAGCAGCGGAGCCAUCUUCUCCUACGUUCUCGCUCACGACUUCCCCGAGAUGGUCGACCACCUCAUCGCCCACGAGGCACCCACCGUCAAUAUUCUCCCCGAAGCCUCCAAGGUCUUCGAGUGGUUCCUCCACCUCAUGGAGGUCUACGAGACCCAGGGCCUCGACCAGGCCGCUAGCGAGUUCGGUGCCAAGCUGCUUGGGUACGACGACGAGGGAAUCCCGAAGACGGUUCCGCCCGAGACCGAGAACCCGCGCAAUUUCUGGGAUAACGAGUUCCCCGUCCUGCUGGGCUACACGCCCAACUUCUGGCGUCUGAAGCAGAACAAGACCAGCAUUGGGGUCAUGAGAGCCGUCCGGUCGAGGGAUGCCUUCUUUGCGAGGGCGGUCGAGGAGCAGGCCAAGAUCCUGGCGUGCCCCAAGCUGCUUGUCCCGGGGCACCACCAGGGGUUUGAGGUCGAGACCAAGGAGUUUCUCCCGUAUUUCCUGUACAUGCUAGAGAUCUUGGAGGAUAAGAGGAGAGCCGUAUAGGCAUGCGUUGCGUCUCAAGAUGGCCGAAUCACAUUCAAGUUGGUGAA